AUCUUGAUACUUUAUUAGCGAGUUGUUCUUGGGACUUGUUUUAUACAAAUUGCCAAAGAUCAUACGUGAAAACUGUUGUACACCGGGUUUCCAAAAUGAGAAAAAAAAAAACACCAAAAAAAUGAAAAUUUUGGAAACUAGAUAUUAACAAAGAUCCAUCUUACCAAUAUGUUACGGGGAAUACAGCAUUUUAUUUCUCUAUUUACGAAUCUCAUGCUUAGGGAAUUAAACUGUCAAAUAUGUAAUCUUGGCAUGGAUAACAGGAAUGAAACGAAUUUAUCAUCGGUAUAUCACUACGCUUAUGCAGAACUUACCGCAGACAAAGCCUUGAAUGGAAACUAUUCCAUCCACCAUACUGACUGUGCUGGAUCUGCUAAUGAUACAUCUCGUCCUUAUGCCUGGUGGCAAGUCACUUUUAAGUCUGUUUCCAAAAUUUUCAAAAUCAACUUUAUCUUCCGAGAAAUGUACUAUCGACAUGUGGGAUAUUACGUCUUCAUCACCAAUCACACGGUGAAAUACGAUCAGUUGAGCGGACUAGAUCCUGUGUAUCAUGACAAUGAAGCAAAUUCUAGCUUCCAAAACACGAUAGUUUUUCCCGGAGGCUACUACGGACGCCAGCUUUACCUCUUCGUCAACCAUACUAAACCCUCUUUUAUGGAACCAUGUGAGGUGGAAAUUUUCGGCUGUGUUACAAAUGAGAAUGUCCCGGGUUGUAACUGUUCAGAUGCCACGAUUGAUAAUCAGGAACUGGUUCUGUGGGACAGCAGAAUUGCAUUUGGAAAUGGGACCGUCACCCUACACUGUUACAAGUACUACCUCUCUAUCAUGAACCUGACCAGUCAGACUGAGUCAGAAUUAGAGAGUAUUUUAGAGGCGUGUGACGGAAAACAACACUGUACCAUUCCAACAAGUCAGAACUUGAAAUACAACACAAUCAACUUUUAUUGCACCGACCGAUGUGUAAAUGAAGCCUACAACAACACAAUUUUUGUCUCUCAACUCAUGACAGAUUCAGGUAUACGAUAUCAUAGGCCUACUGAGGCCUGCAUUGAUUUCACUGCGUUCCUUAAGUCUCGAGAAUUAAACUGUUCAGAGCGAUAUGUACUGACCAACGGAAACCUCACUCUGCAGUGCCAAAGAGAGGGCCAGUGGAUUGGGGAAGCCCCAGUGUGCAAUGUUACAUGCCAGGAACCUAUACAUGAUAACAUUACGACGAUUCGACAUACACAUCCCUUCUCCAAUUAUUUUGUUGAUUAUAGUGUAACUUACACAUGCAGGAAAAAUCAUCGUAUCGUGGAAGGGAAUUUAACGAGAGUUUGUAAUAAGAGUGGUGAUUGGACAGAAGAUAAACCCGUCUGUAAACGUUGUGAAUGUCCAUGUGAGCGGUUAAAGUCUCAGAAUUUUAUCACAGACCCUCAAGUACUUCAAAACAGAAUCAAAGAAAUGGAAAAAGAAUUGACAAUUAACGAAAAGGCUCUUUCAGCCUCAGUGAGGAAGAAGACAUGCGCAAAGGACGAAAGGAAAUCAGCAAAAGGAAUUGGAUCCGUCCUUGGGAUCGGGAUAAUCGUUUUUGUUGUGUCCAUAAUUGUUUGUAGUGACAUCCCAAUACUCUAUAGACACAUCCGUUACGGCCCGUGAUAUCAGCUGCGGGCUGAUGUGUUAUAUUUGUUUGUUCAAAGGUACAUUUGGAGUAAUUUAUCCAUGGUCUAAAGAAAGACUUUAUUAGCGACUUUUAUUACCUUAUAGGAAACAAGAGGAAAUAAGAAAAUUCAAUGUUUAUUGACUUUUUGAAUUGAACUAUUGACAUGCGUUCUGUUUACCUGUAUAUCUCAAGGUGAAUUGUUUAAGUGCAUUUAAUAAUUUUUCUGUUAAUUCUAUUCGAAUGCCGACUGCCUUGUCUUUAAAUAUGUCAUCGGUUCUGGAAUUUACACAGUUUCUAAAAUCGAAAGGUAAAAAUAGAGAAUUGGAAGAAAUAUUUGAUUGUCCAACUUACUAAAGAGAAUAUCAACACAACAUUUGCCCAGAUGGUCAAGAGAUUUGUGCAUUGCAGAUUUUCGAAGAGAGUCACUUUUGUAGAUUUGUGUACCAAUUUAAGGCCAGGACUGAUGUAAAGUUCUAACAACCCAAACCUUAAACUGGUUCAUGUUUUAAAGGAAAUUCAAUUUUUCAUCGACAUAAAAUAUCGCUUUGUCACUGAAAUCAGAGAUACUAGCUAGUUAACCUAAUCUAAAAUGCUUCAGCAGUGAACCGUAACCAAUGCUUCAGUAAUUUUUCACAUCGUUUCUGUCCUGAUCAUUUUACAAUCUAUUCAUGUAUUUUUUUUUAUAAAAAGGAGAACUAAAUAUAAAUAAUGAAAAUCUCUCGUUUAUAUCUUGAAAAAAGACGUGUAUUAUAUUGUAAGUAUGAAAAUAAGAUGUGUUAAUUGAGAAUACGUCGUCGAUAUACCUGCAUGGUGAGUUGAUCGCCACAACGAGUGUUUUCACGUACAAUUUUCAGAAUAAAUUCUGCUUCAUAUGAAUUAAAAAUAUGUCUGCUAACAAUGAGAUGCAAUUGAUACAUAUGGGAAUCCCAUCAGAUUGUUGUAAGACCUGAUUUCCAUAACCUACAUAAAUGUGGUCUAUCAGAACUCAGUUAUCUUUUUAAUACCCAUUUCAGAGUAAUUGUGUGCAUAAUCGGAUAGGUUUUUAACAAGAUAGUUUUGUAAAACUAGUAAGUUAAUUUACGUGAUCCAUUUUUAUUAAAAAAGCAACUAUCAAUGAUGUUAAAAAAGUCUGGACACUAAUCUAUCGUGGGAGAUAGUUGUAUAAAGUCUAUAAAAGUCGUAAGUUUUGAGGCUAUACAUUUUGGAGAAAUUUUGGGAUUUCAAAUUUUCUCUAAGUUUUUUUAAAUUCUUAAGUAUCUACAUCUGAUUUACACCGCUUCUUGAAUUACUGUUGCACAGUAUCUUGAAAAAUAUUCUUGUCCAUUUAAUAAAAAUUCUUUUUCCAAAUAAUUUACUCCUAUUUACUCUUUUCUAAAAGAAAAAAAGCAGUUAAAAAUGGUAGGCCUGCAUUCCAUGGAAACUACAAAAUAGAGGUGGAAAAAAAAUGAAUUCUAAGAAACUGUUGGUAUAUCUGAACAUUGUGAACUACUUUUAAAAUACCGUUAGUAUAUUUUCCAUUCCAUAUCAGAAUCCUGUCGUUCAUUACACCCUUUUGGAAGUUUUAAACAAUUAUCACCAGUUUUCAGUUGACACAAAGAUGAUGACAUGUACGGUAUAAAUGUCAAUGUAAAAUGAUUACUAUUAUCCAGAAAACUGGGGAAAAUAAGAGCACCAUUCAAUAUCAGAUGUAUAUUUUUAUAUGGACAUUAUUUGAAAUCUGAAGACAAAAUCUGUUAAAUUAUUUCACAUUUACUGCACUCUCCUCUGCUCCUGGGUAUCGAGCCCAUGAACUAAGUAUAUAGUAAUGAUGAGAAAGAAUGCCUCUUCAAAAAUGCUGAAUUUCAUGGACCCUGGAACAGGGGUUCUUUUGUUAGGACGGGGCUCUAGUGAUUUCAUGGUAAAAAUGCAUUAAUCAUUUAAAAAUAUUCUCCUUUGUUCCUGUGUAU
Magallana angulata is the source of this 3588-nucleotide messenger RNA. RefSeq lists its product as uncharacterized. Lineage: Eukaryota; Metazoa; Mollusca; Bivalvia; Ostreida; Ostreidae. The coding region runs from base 169 to 1638 and encodes 489 amino acids. The transcript is spliced from 8 exons. The record is from RefSeq and is a predicted model, not a curated record.